Messenger RNA from Mangifera indica (mango), 1781 nucleotides. Its product is annotated as galactan beta-1,4-galactosyltransferase GALS3-like. The coding region runs from base 174 to 1736 and encodes 520 amino acids. The record is from RefSeq and is a predicted model, not a curated record. NCBI's taxonomy places the organism in Eukaryota, Viridiplantae, Streptophyta, Magnoliopsida, Sapindales, Anacardiaceae. The transcript has 2 exons.
UGGAAAAAGAAGGCAUUUUGUCUUUGUUUAAUUGAUUGAUAUUCAUCUCCAUUCUCUUCUUCUUCCUCCUAAAAGCUUGCUUUUUUUAUCUUCUUCUGUGGCCAAAGUUUGAAACUUUGUCUUCUCCAUUGGCUUCUUCUUCCUCAGGAAGACUAGCCUCAACAUCAACAACAAUGGCGCUCAAAGAAAGAGACCAGAAAGACAACAAAGAGAAAAAGCUGUUUGUGUGGUUGGCAUGGAACUGUGCAGCGGAACUCAAGCUUUUAAUAGGCUUUCUUUUGAUUCUUUGCAGCAUUGUAACUCUUCUCCAAUUCAUCCCAUCUCGUUUCACCAUGCCUUCCUCUGAUUUACGUCUCUGCAUCUCGAAAAUCAACACGAACGACAGCCAAAACGCUACCUUUCAUCUUCAACAACAGCCACCAUUGGCCUCUUCUCCUCCUUAUCCUCCUCCACCUUCAACUCCUUCGCCGUCUCCUCCUCCGCCUGCCCUUGAGCUGGACCAAAUCAUCCACAACGCCACCACCAUCAAGCGAGCCUUCAACACAUAUGGAGCUGCAGCUUAUAAUUUCAUCACCAUGGGGAGCUACCGUGGAGGGCUCAACACUUUCGCCAUUCUUGGCCUUUCUUCAAAGCCGAAUCAUGUCUUUGGAAAGCCCACUUAUGAAUGUGAGUGGGUUCCUUUAAACCAUUCACAGCCGAGCAUCGAGGCCUCCGGUUACAGAAUCCUCCCCGACUGGGGAUACGGCAGAAUUUACACCGUUGUUGUUGUAAAUUGUACCUUCAAUGAACCCGUUAAUGGUGACAACAGUGGAGGAAGUUUGGUGGUUCAUGCCUCAAGAGCUUUUGGUGCUGAUGCAAAACACAGUGCGGUGGAUCAAAUUCAGGCAAUUCAAGAGCCUCCAGGGAGUGUUGAUUUUAGUAUUUAUACUACUUAUGCUCCAAAGUAUGAUUAUUUCUAUUGUGGGUCGCCUUUGUAUGGGAAUUUAAGUCCACAAAGGAUAAGAGAGUGGAUAGCUUAUCAUGUGAGACUAUUUGGGGGGAAAUCCCACUUUGUGAUUUAUGAUGCCGGUGGGGUUCAUCCUGAGGUUUUGAAGGUGUUGAAGCCAUGGAUGGAGUUGGGAUAUGUGACGUUGCAAGACAUAAAGGAGCAAGAGAGGUUUGAUGGGUACUAUCACAAUCAAUUCUUGGUGGUGAAUGAUUGUUUACAUAGAUACAAGUUCAUGGCUAAAUGGAUGUUCUUCUUUGAUGCUGAUGAAUACAUUUAUGUGCCCUCAAAAAUGUCCAUCAAGGCUUUGCUUGAUUCCCUUUCUGGCUAUGAUCAAUUCACCAUUGAGCAGAGUCAUAUGAGUAGUCAGCUUUGUAUGCAAGCUGAUGCUGGAAAAACUCAGAGGAAGUGGGGGUUUGAGAAGCUUGUAUACCGGGAUGUAAAGCGUGGGAUAAGGAGGGAUCGAAAAUACGCCAUUCAGCCUCGGAAUGUAUAUGCGUCUGGAGUUCACAUGUCGCAGAACCUCCAUGGAAGAACAACCCACAAGACGGAAGGCAAGAUUAGAUACUACCAUUACCAUGGCACAAUUGCAAACAGGCAAGAACCCUGCACUACUUUUGUCAAUUUGACACAAUAUGACUUUGAAAACACUCCCUACAUUCUGGAUACAACAAUGAAAUCCACAGCUCGGGCUGUGAAGAAAUUUGAGCUCAGAAUGAUUGGCCAUAAACUUCGAAAAGCUCACCAAUGAUUUUGUUUUCUCCUUUUGUAUAAUAUUUUUUUUUUCUAUUUUUUU